UGGUUAACAGUCAAAUAUGUCAACUGUCAACUGUAAAAAAAAGUACUCUUUUCAUUUCCAAUAGUCCCUUCGUUAAAUUGAAAAGUAAAAAGGGAUAGCUAUUGGUGAUGAUUGAAAAUGUUCUGAAAACGAAAAUAUCAAUUUAUAUUCAUUUUCUAUAAAUCUUAAUGUUUCUCAUGCGGGAAAGUGAAAUUUAACUGUUUCAGGAUAGAAUAAUAUCUGAAAAAUGUCUAACACCGCUUUUACAAAAAAUGAAAUAUUCGGUCUUGUGGUGAGAUUAACCUUGGUUUCGGCUGUUACUUUCUUUAGUAUCAAGUGGAUAAUGAACCAAGUGGAUCCGACUAAUAAAAGCAAGAAAAAGGCUAAACAGACAGCAAAGGAACAGCUAAAAAGAUUGACCAGUACCGGAAAUGCUCCGCUAAAGAUUGAUAAACUCAAUGAUUACGAAAUGAUGAUAGCAGCCCAUUUAGUUCACCCGCAAGACAUCACAGUCACAUGGGAAAGCAUUGCAGGGCUGGAGGACCUUAUCCAGGAACUGAGGGAAACCGUCAUACUGCCCAUUCAGAAGAAGGAGCUGUUUGCUUACUCACAACUCACGAGUGCUCCGAAAGGCGUUUUACUACAUGGACCACCUGGAUGCGGCAAAACUCUCAUUGCCAAAGCCACCGCACGAGAAGCUGGUACUCGCUUCAUAAAUCUAGAUCUGUCCAUACUGACAGACAAAUGGUAUGGUGAAAGUCAAAAAUUGGCAUCAGCCGUUUUCACUCUAGCCGUCAAACUUCAACCCUGUAUCAUAUUUAUUGAUGAAAUUGACUCCUUUCUGAGAGCUCGUAAUAGCUCCGACCACGAAGCAACUGCCAUGAUGAAAGCUCAGUUUAUGUCUCUCUGGGAUGGACUUAUCACAGAUUCCAAUUGCACGGUAAUUAUAAUGGGGGCUACCAAUAGGCCUCAGGAUUUGGAUAGGGCUAUUUUGAGAAGAAUGCCGGCUACGUUUCAUGUACCCAUGCCUAAUCUUGGACAACGCAGAGAAAUUAUAAGAUUGAUCCUUGAAAACGAACCGAUAGCAGAGGAUGUGAACUAUGAUGAAUUAGCCACUAUCACAAAUGGCUUUUCCGGCUCAGACUUGAGGGAGCUGUGUCGAAACGCUUCAGUAUACAGAGUGAGAGACUAUGUGCGGGACCACUUUGAACAUGCCUAUCCAAACACAAGCCAGAACGAGUCUGAAGAGAAAUUCUAUGAUACUCUUCGGCCCAUUACGAUGGCGGAUUUGAAAUAUUCGUAUAACAAAAUGAGGGAUAGCAAAGUUCAGUGCAAUACCUUGUCCUUACAGACUAGAAUAGAUCUGGAUUAGAGAGACAAUUUUUCAAUAAUAGACUCCUUGUGUAAAUGGUACCUGGUUAUUAACUGUUUUCAGUUAAGCUCUAGGACAUGCAUAACUCUUAAGACUUGUAGCUGUUGGUAGGCCUGUUUUGAAUGUAAUGAAUAAAAAGUAAAACCCACAA
Messenger RNA from Leptinotarsa decemlineata (Colorado potato beetle), 1502 nucleotides. RefSeq names its product no mitochondrial derivative (gene nmd). Gene Ontology annotation, cellular component: mitochondrial outer membrane. The record is from RefSeq and is a predicted model, not a curated record. Gene Ontology annotation, biological process: extraction of mislocalized protein from mitochondrial outer membrane. NCBI's taxonomy places the organism in Eukaryota, Metazoa, Arthropoda, Insecta, Coleoptera, Chrysomelidae. Gene Ontology annotation, molecular function: ATP hydrolysis activity; ATP binding.